GGGAUUGGCCUGCCGAGAGCCCCCGGGGGGAGAACCUUAAAGGGGCUGCCGCCGCCUUGCCCUACCCUUCCUCUCCGGCUGGGCUCUUCGCCUCGGCGGGACCAUGGCCUACCAGGGCUUCGCCGCCGAGUACCUGGGCAUCCCCGCCGUGACGCGCGCCUACACCACCGCCUGCGUCAUCACCACCGCUGCCGUGCAACUGGAGUUCAUCACCCCUUUCCAGCUGUAUUUCAACCCAGAUCUCAUUUUCAGGAAGUUCCAGCUCUGGAGGCUCAUCACCAAUUUCCUGUUCUUUGGGCCCCUGGGAUUCAGCUUCUUCUUCAACAUGAUCUUCCUGUACCGAUACUGCCGGAUGCUGGAAGAAGGCUCCUUCCGCGGGAGAACUGCAGACUUCAUCUUCAUGUUCCUCUUUGGAGGAUUUCUCAUGACACUGUUUGGCCUCUUUGCCAGCCUCUUCUUCCUGGGCCAGGCCUUCACCAUCAUGCUGGUCUACGUCUGGAGCCGCCGGAACCCCUACAUCCGCAUGAACUUCUUCGGCCUGCUGAACUUCCAGGCCCCUUUCCUGCCCUGGGUGCUGAUGGGCUUCUCGCUGCUGCUGGGCAACUCCAUCAUCAUUGACCUCCUAGGAAUUGUCGUGGGCCACAUCUAUUACUUCCUGGAAGACGUCUUCCCCAACCAGCCGGGAGGAAGGCAAUUGCUACUCACCCCAGGAUUCUUGAAGCUCGUCUUUGACCCUCCCGAGGAGGACCCCAACUACAACCCCCUUCCCGAGGACCCGCCAGCCCCUGCUCCAGACCCAAACCAGCCCCAGGCACCACAGUAGUGGAGGCAGAGCAGCACUCCCCUCCUCCCGGACUGACAACCGCAGUGUUUGGACGGGCGCUGCCCUCACAGGAAUCGCAUCCCCCUUCCUGCCACAGAGCCGGAUGUCCCACCGGACUAGCAGAGGCAUCCGCUGAGCCCUGGGAGGUGGCAGGCAAAACGGGGCAGGCCGACCCGGACUGUCGAGGGGGGAGUUGGCAGCCACCUUGAUCCUCCACUCAAACCAACCAUCUCCAGCUUGAGGAGAAGACACUCUUUCCCGUGGAGCCACUGCCUUCCCCGCCAGCAACACUGAGCACUUUCCGGGUCUGGCGCCGAACUGGGCUCGCCUUUUCUCAAGUCCCUGGACCUCUGGCGUUUGCACAAGCGGGGACUGCCCCGCUGCGUCUCCACAUCCUUCACCCACCCCGGCAUCCAGAAAGGUGGUCAAGCUUUGUACAGUAAUAAAAGCAGCAAACAGAUUUCUCUA
Molecule: messenger RNA, 1291 nt
Organism: Hemicordylus capensis (graceful crag lizard)
Lineage: Eukaryota; Metazoa; Chordata; Lepidosauria; Squamata; Cordylidae
Product: derlin-3-like
Exons: 7
Coding region: 104-823 (239 amino acids)
Biological process (GO): endoplasmic reticulum unfolded protein response
Cellular component (GO): endoplasmic reticulum membrane; Hrd1p ubiquitin ligase ERAD-L complex
Molecular function (GO): ubiquitin-specific protease binding; misfolded protein binding
Source: RefSeq, a predicted model, not a curated record